AUGAAUGAUGAGCUGCAGUCCAAAGCUGACAGGGCCGAAAAAGCUGAAAAUCUGGCUCGACUAGCCGAGCUGAAACAGCUUAAGGCUGAAGAGGAGACCUCAGCUACGAAGCUGGAGAUGCAAAGGAUGGACGAGAAUUUCCGCUCCUUUUGCCGAGGCCUGGAACAGACUGUCUUUCCUUGGAUUGAAGAGGGUCAGUCUCUAAUGAAGGAAUACGGAGCCGAUACCAUUGCUGAGUUCAAGGCUCGUAUCGAGAAUAAGAUGAAUGAAGAGGCUGAAUCCCGACAACAGUUAAUUUUAGAUCAUGAAAGUCAGGUUGCUCUUAUCCGUACAGAAGCUAAGGAUAAGCAAUCUGAGCUCGAAGUCGAGGUCCAGAAGCUGAAGGAUGUGUUAGAAGCUGAGAAGAAGGUAUCCUCCAAGGCCUCAUCUGAUCUCACUGCUGCUGAGGAAUUGCUAAAGACCAGGAUCUAUACUGAAGCAGAAUAUGCUGAAGGAUAUGAAAAUGGUUGGAAGGUUGCUCGGCGACUGGCCUUCCAUCUUGAACCUAAAAUUAACUGGGAUCAGGCUGAGGCUUGGUCCAUGGAUCCGGCAGAUGCUCAUAUGUAUGAGGCUAGUCUAGCCGAGGUUGCAUUCCUGGCUCGGCAAGCUAAGAAUGAGGAAAGAGAGAAAGAAGCUGCUAAAGAGCUGAAUGUCGCCCAUCCUGCUUCCUCUUCAACCGAUGUUGAUGCUUUGGCUGCCCCGAAUGACGUUCCCAAGAAUGCUGAAGCAUAG
Molecule: messenger RNA, 771 nt
Organism: Chenopodium quinoa (quinoa)
Lineage: Eukaryota; Viridiplantae; Streptophyta; Magnoliopsida; Caryophyllales; Amaranthaceae
Product: tropomyosin-like
Exons: 1
Coding region: 1-771 (256 amino acids)
Source: RefSeq, a predicted model, not a curated record